Messenger RNA from Anarrhichthys ocellatus (wolf-eel), 1120 nucleotides. RefSeq names its product cyclic nucleotide-gated cation channel beta-3-like. The transcript is spliced from 8 exons. The annotation marks the transcript as partial. NCBI's taxonomy places the organism in Eukaryota, Metazoa, Chordata, Actinopteri, Perciformes, Anarhichadidae. Gene Ontology annotation, molecular function: intracellularly cAMP-activated cation channel activity; protein-containing complex binding; intracellularly cGMP-activated cation channel activity. Gene Ontology annotation, cellular component: photoreceptor outer segment; intracellular cyclic nucleotide activated cation channel complex; plasma membrane. Gene Ontology annotation, biological process: monoatomic cation transmembrane transport. The record is from RefSeq and is a predicted model, not a curated record.
GUACCUGCGUUGUUACUACUUUGCAGUCCGCAGUCUAAUCAACAUCGGUGGUCUUCCAGAGCCUAUAACCACCUUUGAGAUAACAUUUCAGAUGACCAACUUUUUUAUUGGCGUCUUUGUGUUCUCUAGUUUGAUUGGACAGAUGAGAGAUGUCAUAGGAGCAGCAACAGCAGGAAAGACAUAUUUCAGGGCAUCUAUGGAUGGCUGUGUUGACUACAUGAAUACCUACGGGAUCCCCAAAUCUGUCCAGAACAGAAUCCGGACCUGGUACAACUACACCUGGGCAGCUCAGGGCAUGCUGGACGAGUCUGAGCUGCUAGACAGCAUGCCUCUGGUGAUGAAAACCGCCAUCGCUGUGGACAUCAACCUGACAACCUUUCAGAAGAUCGCACUGUUUCAGGGCUGUGACCAGCAGAUGUUGGUGGACAUGUUGCUGAGGCUCAAGUCAAUUGUCUAUCUACCUGGAGACUUUGUUGUGAAGAAAGGGGACAUCGGUAAAGAGAUGUACGUCAUCAAAAGUGGUGCGGUGCAGGUGGUGGGAGGACCCGACAACAGUAUUGUGUUUGUCACACUGAAGGCUGGAUGUGUGUUUGGAGAAAUCAGUUUACUACAGUCUGCCAAAGAUGGAGGAAACAGGCGCACAGCUAACGUGAAAGCACAUGGCUUUGCUAACCUUUUUGUCCUGGAGAAGAAAGAUUUGUUUGAUAUCCUCAUCCACUACCCAGAGUCUCAGAAAGUGUUGGCCAGGAAGGGAAGGAAACUUACCAAAGUCAAAGGCCCUCCACCUGCUAAAACCAAUGAGGAGAAGCCGAAAGGUUUGGGAUUCUUUGCACAAAAACCACCAACACCGAAACUAAUUAAACUUAUUGCCAAUUUCCGCAAAGGAGCCAUCAAGAAAAGUGAUGGGUAGCAGAAAUGAAAGUGGGAUGUGUGAUGAGUUCCACCACAUCAAAUCUGUAUCAUUUUGUAUAUUACACUUUUCAUUGGCGACUGGAAGGCCCACAAGAAGACAGAAACGGGGCAUCUGUAAUUUGAAUCUAAUAAUAUUCACCUUGUAAAUGUUUGUAGAUUCCUCAAUCAUUUGAUUUAACCUGAUCGGUGCCAGUAUCCAAAUCUGAUG